Molecule: messenger RNA, 3396 nt
Organism: Sinocyclocheilus grahami
Lineage: Eukaryota; Metazoa; Chordata; Actinopteri; Cypriniformes; Cyprinidae
Product: calcium/calmodulin-dependent 3',5'-cyclic nucleotide phosphodiesterase 1A-like
Exons: 15
Coding region: 1-2106 (701 amino acids)
Biological process (GO): signal transduction
Molecular function (GO): 3',5'-cyclic-nucleotide phosphodiesterase activity
Source: RefSeq, a predicted model, not a curated record
AUGCCCUAUUCGUCCGCCACGACCUAUGUGCAUGCCCUCCUCGACUCUGGCUCAGCCGGGAACUUCAUCUCCGUAAAUCUCUGCCGCCAACUCAAUCUCCCAACCACGACCACUUACCAGGUCCAAUCGCCAUCACCCCUGCACUCCGAGGCCCUCACACUGUGCUCCACCUCCAUAGAAAGCCUGGUCGAUAAACGGUCAGUCGACAUUCCAGCCUGUUAUGCCCCCUUCAGUGAUGUAUUCUGUCUGAAGAAAGCCUCCCAGUUACCUCCGCACCGGCCAUGGGACUCAGAAGGCCAUGGAGGAGUACAUCGAAGAGGCUUUACAGCAAGGUUACAUCCACCCUUCCACGUCCCCUGCUGCUUCUUCUUCGUGGCCAAGAAGGAUGGAGGUUUGAGGCCCUGCCUCGACUACCGGGCACCAAAUAAAAGCACUGUGACGUUUCGCUGCCCACUUCCCCUCGUUCCAGCUGCUUUGGAACAUCUCCGCGGAGCCACCGUCUUCACCAAGUUAGACCUCCGCAGCGCGUACAACCUCCUCCGGAUACGUGAGGGGGACGAGUGGAAAACCACCUUUGUGACCUCUACUGGGCACUAUGAAUACCUUGUCAUGCCGUAUGGACUGGUAAACACCCCCUCCGUAUUCCAGGACUUCAUGCAUGAGUCCUUAGUGCAGUUCCUUAGUUAUGUCAUCGUUGACGGUGGUAUCCAGAUGGACGAGGGCAAGGUUGAUGCCAUCCGAAACUGGCGGCUUCUGGACACAGAGGAUGAGCUCAGUGAUAUCCAGGCAGACUCUGUGCCCAUGGAGGUGCGAGAUUGGCUGGCCUCCACCUUCACCAGGAAGAUGGGAGUGGUACGCAGACGGCCUGAAGAGAAGCCUCGGUUCCGCAGCAUCGUUCACGCCGUUCAGGCUGGGAUCUUUGUUGAACGGUUGUUCUUUGUGCAGAUACCAGUGUCCUCCUUGGUGUCAUUUGUGGAAGCUCUGGAAAUGGGCUACAGCAAGCACAGAAACCCCUACCACAAUUUGAUCCACGCUGCUGAUGUCGCGCAGACGGCACACUAUCUGAUGCUACACACUGGCAUUAUGCACUGGCUCUCUGAACUGGAAAUAUUGGCCAUGGUGUUUGCAGCUGCAAUCCACGACUUUGAACACACUGGAACGACCAAUAACUUCCACAUUCAGACCAGAUCAGAAGUGGCCAUCCUGUACAAUGAUCGCUCGGUUCUGGAAAACCACCACGUGAGUGCAGCCUACAGACUCAUGCAAGAAGAUGAGAUGAACAUCCUGGUCAACCUCUCGAAGGAUGACUGGAGGGAGCUGCGUACGCUGGUGAUCGAGAUGGUCAUGAGCACAGAUAUGUCCUGCCAUUUCCAGCAGAUCAAGACGAUGAGGAACGUACUACAGCAGCCGGAGGGCUCCAAACAGAAUCAGUCGAUACAGGUCAUUAACCAGGGUGACAAGGAGGCAGAACUAGGGCUGCCGUUCUCUCCAUUAUGUGACCGGAAAGCUACCAUGAUUGCCCAGUCUCAGAUCGGGUUCAUUGAUUUUAUCGUCGAGCCCACGUUCUCUGUUCUGGUCGACACCACAGAGAAGAUCAUUAGUCCUCUCAUAGAGGAAGCUGUCAAAUCUGGGGGUGUCCGCAGGUCAAGUUUGACGGGUCGGGGCUCAGCCGCGGUGGUGGAGUCGGUACAGAGACACAGCGGUCGGGGUUCGAAUGAUGAGCAGGGAGGCACUACAGAUUACUCACUGGGCGGCAUUGAGCUGAAACGAGUCAGACACCUGCUCUCUGAGAUCAUCCAGAACAACAAGGAGCGCUGGAAAGAGCUGUCUGUUAAAGAGUUAGCCAAUAAACAGCAUGAGAGAAUGUCAGACCUGGAAGAGGAGCCCAUGACAAACACACAAGUCUCACUGUCCCACAGCAGUCCAGCCAGAGGGAGUCACGACUCUGAGUCAAAGUCCCUGAACGAACUGAACAAUACGGACUCCACUCACUCUUCCCAGGACUCUCUGGACCAGAGUUCCCAGUCCCCUACAGAGGGACCGGGCGACGGUUCACCAGAGGAACACAGCUCAGAAACUCUGCCUUGGAACGGCAAAAGCGCCUGACGUCACACGGAUGGUGCCAAGCCUGAAUGUUUUUAAUCAGAAACAGGAUGAUGUACAUAGCAUUGUCCUCAUUGUAUUGUAAUGCUAUUAUACUCUCGGGCUCGGAGGGCUAAUUGUGCAGACAGACGCACGGAAUGUCCACAGAGUGAGACGGUAGUGUGCAGUGUUGUCAUGGCGACUGUGUUAUUGCUGGAGACCGACCUCUAUCAUCCCCUUGAGGAGGAUUUAGCGAGUCCCUGAAACGUAACGCUACCUAUUUGCUUCCCAAGCUUUAUUCCUGUUGGUUCAAUUCGGUUUUUUUUUUUGUUUUUUUUGUAAAUUGUUUUCUUUUCUCUCGUUUUUUUCGUUUUGUUUGUAGACUGUCAUUAUUUAUUAAAGAUUACACAGCUACACUUUGCACCACAGUUAGUUUCAGUAUUUUAUUCUCGCUAUACAGUCAGGCUUACCGGCUCUUUGCAGCACAUUAGGUCAGAAUGACUGGAGUAUUUCAAUUUCCAGAACAAUCCAUAAAGAGCUUUUUUUUUAUUGUAGCAUGGCACGUAUAGUAUGCAGCUGUAACAUUUUUGUAGAACAUGCUGCCUAUUAAAUCAUGAGCCAAUUUUUUAAAGGUGGAGGUACAUGUCCUCAAGGGGGCGUUAUUUCAUUUUAACAAAUCAAUUCUCCAAAUGAACAAAACUGUGUCCCUUUAAAUCCAUACAGUAUUAUAGCACAUAGCAGUGUCUAAAUAAAUGAUAUAUACAUUGGCUGUGUUUAGAAUGGAAUACUAGCUUAAUACUCACCAAAUACUGUGCAGUAUGUACUGUUUAAAAUAGUGAAAAAGAAUAUUUUAUGUAACAAUAAACAUUUUCAAAUUUAAUCAAAUUUAAAGGAACAUGCUGUGUUUUGUGUUAAAAAGUCUUAGUCCAAUGUUAGAAAUCGCUAAUAUUGCAUUCGUUCGUCAUGAUACACUGGAAAUGAAGGGGCCAAAUCAAGCAAUUUGGCAAAUGGAGUAGAUAUACACUGUGCUCUGUAUACAUACUGUACUCUGUACUACAGAAAGAGUAAUAGUAUGCUUGUCUGAACACAGCCAUUGUGCAUUACACUGUUUUUCAGAAUCUCAGAACAAUCAUGAGGUACUAAACAUAUGCUACCAAAUCACUGUAUCAUGUUUUAUAAUGUUUAUGUGAAAAUACUGAUCAAUAGUUUUUUUUUUUUGCAUUAUAUAUGACAUAAACUGCCAAAAACAAGAUUUUUGUCAUUUGUAUCUCUUUUAAGGUCUGCAGUGGCUGAUGUGACAUCCGCUGUCUUCAC